AGUCUUCCUCUCCCUUUUCUCACGUCCUCUCCAUUACAAGUUUAGCAUCAUUUAUUGACCAAUGCGUAAACUGUAUUGACUAUUCGUCCUUAGCUAACCUCCAUUAAAAAUCUCUGCAUUGUAUUUGCCACAUACCCAAAUCAAACAUGAGCUUCAUCAAAUCCUUCUUCAUAUCCCUCUCUGUAAUAACUUGUCAGCUUAUCUCAACACAAGCAGAUACAAUAAUUAACAUACGAAACAAUUGUCCUUUCACGGUAUGGGCAGCUGCCGUCCCCGGUGGAGGCCGACGACUCGCCUAUGGCGCAGCAUGGAGGAUCCCACAAACAAACUUGAGCUCAAUUAGCAGCCGGCGUAUUUGGGGCCGAACCAAUUGCAAUUUUGACACAUCUGGCCGAGGUCAAUGUCAAAUAGGGGAUUGCAAGGGACUCCUCGAAUGUCAAGAUUAUGGUACACCCCCAGUCACUUUAGCCGAAUACACCUUAAACCUAUCCAACAAUAAGGAUUACUUCGACAUAUCUCUUGUUGAUGGUUUCAAUUUGCCAAUGGAAUUUAGCCCUGCAUCGACUGAUAAAUGCUCUGCUAGGAUUAGUUGUACUGCGGACAUCAUAGGACAGUGUCCUAAUGAAUUAAGGACACCCGGAGGAUGUAACAGUCCUUGCACUGUUUUUAAAACUGACCUAUAUUGUUGCAGAAAUAAAUCUAAUAAUUGUGGUCCGACUAACUUGUCGAAGUUCUUUAAAGAUAGAUGUUCAACUUCUUACAGUUAUCCUAAAGAUGAUACAACUAGUCUCUUUAAUUGUCCUAGUGGAAUCAACUAUAGAGUGGUCUUUUGUCCAUAAAUUAAAUGGAUGCAACAUAUUUUCUCUAAUUGCUGCUUCUUAGACGUUUGAAAUUUCUAUGCAAAUUUGGUUUACGUCAGUACUCAAUAUCGCUAUUU
This is a messenger RNA of Lycium barbarum (goji berry), 937 nucleotides long. Its product is annotated as thaumatin-like protein 1. The coding region runs from base 147 to 839 and encodes 230 amino acids. Gene Ontology annotation, cellular component: extracellular region. The transcript has 2 exons. The record is from RefSeq and is a predicted model, not a curated record. Lineage: Eukaryota; Viridiplantae; Streptophyta; Magnoliopsida; Solanales; Solanaceae. Gene Ontology annotation, biological process: defense response.